Molecule: messenger RNA, 9375 nt
Organism: Linum trigynum
Lineage: Eukaryota; Viridiplantae; Streptophyta; Magnoliopsida; Malpighiales; Linaceae
Source: the annotation of a GenBank genome assembly
CCGUACUAGCGGUUUGACCAGAAAAACCUACUAUCGAAGGUUAAACCGAUAGACGACAUUUAGCAGUGUGAAGCGGUUGAACCACGAUUAAACCAUGAUUUUAGCAUAAAAUACUAUACUGUUGACUUUUUCAGUACUACCUCCGAUACAGUAUUUCAAUAAUUGGAUAAAAGACAUUAUAUUGUUCAUACAUUAUAAAUUAUAUAAAAUAUCAUCUAACGGUGGCGUAUUCGGUGCACCCACUUUUUUGGGUGCACUCAGUGCACCCGCCUCAUAAUUAUCAUCCUGAGCAUGUGAUUCAUGUCAAAACGAUAUCAAUUGUUGCUUAUGAAUUAUAAACAAGAAGCACACGAAUUUGAAAAAAAAAUCAUUCAAAAUUUACUUUAAUUUGAAGGAUUUAGGAUUUAGGGUUAGGGUUUAGGUUUACAAUUUGGGAUUUUGGGUUGGGAUUCAAAAUUGAAGGUUAAGGGGGUUAGGGUAAUAGAUUGAUUUGUUAUGAUUCUAUGUCAUAUCAUCAUAUUAGAUUGAGAGUACUAAUUGAAAUUCAAAAUUUGAUGUAUUAUGGACACUUUUAGAGUUGGGUGCACAGAGUGCACCAAAAAAAGUGAGUGCGCCGAAGUAGCCACCAUCAUCUAACAUAUGAGUAAUAACAUAUAAUAUUAUACCAAAAUAACAUAUAGCACUUGGAUCCAACAUAUAGUGAAAAUUAAGACACACUUAUAUAACAUCUAUGUUUAAAUGUUCAACAUAGAAUUCCAAAGAUUGAGUUGGGCGAAAAGAAAACCCGGAAACUAAGCGUAUUUGUCAUGAACCAGUUGGUCCCAAUAACUCGAGUUGUUGGGAUAAGGUUAUGCUGGAUCUUAUACAGGGUCGUGUAUGGUGCUUAACCACUUCCUUACACGCCCCUUCAAACGAAAGCCGACUCAUGGGCUUGAAGUUUGCACAGGCCCAGCCCUACCAUGUGCUUGAAAGACAACGGUUAAUAUUGGGGGUCGUGAGGACUUGAACACGUGACCGCAAGGACAAACCAGCUCUGAUACCAUGUAGAAAUCCACCCCAAAUAUCGAUAUGAAUAAGAUCAAAACAAGCUUUAGUCUUAAUACUGCUGUGCGUAAAAGGAAGUCUAGUCUGCUUCGCCCGUAAACAAGAAUCACACGGGACUUGACUUGAAAGUAAAGGACAAGAUAUGAAAGGUUGCAAGGCCAACAACUUCGCUCCAGAAGGAUGUCCGAGGCGAGAGUGCCAAAGCUCGGACUGCCCCAAUGCCUGCCGCGCCGAAUAAGCUACCAGAUGACUCUGCUGAAAAACCCGCAACUGAUAUAGACCAUCACUCUGAAUCCCCAUCCCAAUCAUCUUCUUCGAAACCAAGUCCUGGAUAACACAGAUCGCUUAAGAAUAUAACUGCCACUGGGUGAUCUGCAGUGAGACGACUGAGGGAUAACAAGUUGCAUUGAAAAUCGGGAAUAUGUAAGACCCGAUUCAGAACCAAGCCAUUUUCCAACCGAGUCAUUCCAAUAUUUCGAAUAGGGACCCCACUACCAUUGGGUAUCCGAACCUGCAAGUCAGUGUUGGUCGCAAACUCGCCAACAAAUAAAGAAUUAUCGGUAAUGAUAUGUUCAUUACAACCAGAGUCAAUGAUCCAAGAAGACGAAGAGUGAGGAACCGUACCUGACAUAUUAACCGCAUGCCCCUGGUCCCUCUCCAACAACAAACUCCUUAUCAAAUCCUUCUUGGCGAGCUUCCUAAGUAUGAUCAUCUUCGCAGCCUAGGCUGUCUUGCCUAUGCUAAAAAUACUCACAGGAAUCUCUCCAAAUUUGAAGCACGAGGGCGACCAGGGAUCUUUGUCGACUAUCCUGCCACCCAAAAGGGCUAUCGCAUCUUUGAUCUCGAGACGGAAACGAUCUAUUCUUCUCGUGAUGUGGUGUUUGUUGAGCAUAUCUUCCCCUACAAGGAUCCGCGUGUACUCGCGGACAUAGUUCCUCGGCAUGAUCCUUCCACUCAUGUGCCAUUUCAGCCCAUGCGCAUCAUGGAUCUUGACCAGACCACCACAUUUCCAUCCUCUGGUGAUCACAACUCUCCUCCAUCAUCCACUGAUGCUUGUCCCUGCACCCCGCAGCCUUCUUCGGCUGUUGCUCCCCCGACGGUUGAGGUUGUCACGCCUCUCACCACUGUCCCUCCUUCCACGUCGCCAGUGACUCCUGAUCUCUCUCCUGCGACGUUGUCAACUUCCCAGGAGUCUCCCCUGGUCGAUGCUUCACCUUCGGCCCCUCGCGACACCUCUCCGUCGCGCACAGCUUCUCUUUCGCCUGUUGCUGCUGACCCGGUUCCUCUCCCUCGUCGUGGAGAUAGGGCACGUCGUCCGCCUUCUCAUCUUGGGGAUUAUGCCUAUGAUCUCCCUGGUUCUUCUCCGGUACAACAUGUCACUUACCCGAUGGCUCACUAUGUCACUUACCAUCGGCUGUCUCCCUCACAUCAGGCAUUCAUCUCUCGGGUCUCUCAACUCAAGGAGCCCAAGUAUUUCUAUCAGGCUGUCCGCCACCCUCAAUGGUGCAAAGCCAUGAACACCGAGUUUUCUGAUUUGGUUGCCAAUGGCACUUGGGAGUUGACCUUUCUUCCUCCCGGUAAGAAGGCCAUUGAUUCGAAAUGGGUUUAUAAGAUCAAGUAUCUCCCGACUGGGUCUAUCGAACGCUUCAAGGCGCGUGUCGUUGCUAAAGGAUAUACCCAGGUCGAGGGUAUCGAUUAUCAUGAUACUUUCGCUCCAGUCGCCAAACUUGUCACUGUUCGUUGCCUCCUUGCUGUCGCCGUUACGAAGGGUUGGCACAUCCACCAGCUUGAUGUUAACAACGCCUUCCUUCAUGGUGAUUUAGAUGAGGAAGUGUACAUGAAAAUCCCACAGGGUUUCGCACAGCCAGGUGAUACCCGUGUUUGUCUUCUUCGCAAAUCUAUCUAUGGACUCAAACAGGCCUCUCGGAAUUGGUAUAAAAAAUUCUCUGCGGCUCUUCUUGAACUCCGUUUUCGUCAGAGCCAUGCCGAUCACUCACUCUUCAUCCUUCGGACGGAUCGUUCCUUUGUUGUGGCUCUCAUCUACGUUGAUGAUGUUAUCUUAGCUGGUGAUGAUCUGGUUUUCAUUCAGUCCGUCAAGACAUUUCUUCACGACCGGUUCACCAUCAAGGAUCUGGGACCGUUGAAGUACUUCCUUGGGAUCGAGGUUGCUCGUUCAGGUAAGGGUAUCGUCCUCAAUCAGCGAAAGUAUGUGUUGGAUAUUCUCGCUGACACUGGGUUUCAGGCCACUUGCCCGUCCUCUACUCCCAUUGAACAGAAUCAUCAGUUGGGUCGCACUCCUUCUCCACCAGCUCCUGACCCUGCAGCUUUCCGACGUCUGGUUGGAAGACUCCUCUAUCUCACAGUCACUCAUCCUGAUAUCACUUAUGCAGUUAACAUCCUCAGUCAAGCCGUUCAUGCUCCGACUCAGGCUCACCUUGAUGCCGCUCACCGGGUGUUGCGCUACUUGAAGGCAUCGCCUGGGUGUGGGCUUCUUCUACCUGCUCAUGGUCCCCUUCGCUUGACGGCUUACCGUGAUGCUGACUGGGGUGGCUGCCAGACGACUCGUCGUUCCACCACUGGUUAUUUUAUCCGUCUUGGUUCCUCACCUGUUUCUUGGCGCACUAAGAAACAGACUGCUGUUGCUCGCUCGUCAGCUUAGGCUGAGUACCGUGCUAUGGCCAGUACCGUUUGCGAGGUUCUCUGGCUGCGUUGGCUCCUUUCUGACCUUGGUGCUCCGCAGUCUGGUCCUACUCUUCUGUACUGUGACAAUCAAGCCGCUCUUCACAUUACAGCAAAUCAUGUUUUUCAUGAGCGUACCAAGCAUGUGGAAAUGGAUUGCUAUUUUGUUCGGGAACGUGUUUAGUCUUUGGACAUUUCACCUCGCAAGAUUGCCACUGUAGAGCAACCGGCGGAUCUCUUCACCAAAUGGUUAUCGAUUGAACAUCACCACCAUCUUUUGUCCAAGCUCGGCAUGUUCGAUCUUCAUGCUUGCGCUUGAGGGGGCGUAUUACGUGUCCUUGUAUAGUUUGGUCUUGUUCUUUUCCUUUUACCCUUUGGUCUCUGUUACUUGUGUCCCAAGUUAGGUCUGCGUUGAAGUCUUUGUGCUUUUCUAUAUAUAUGACCGAGGUUCAUGUUGAAGGCCAUGUACUGAAUAUUCAUCAUAAAAUAAAACUCAAGCCGUGAGCUCUUUCGAGCUCACCGUGGAUUAGUCUCGUUCGAACUAGAACGAGGAUACCACUCGUGUUCUCCUAUUCCGCACUAUCGUUUUCUACAGUAUUUCACUAACCAGAGAAAAAAUGGCGCCAUUUGACUUCCAAUUCGAUACCUUGCAGCGGGUGUCUAUGACCCACUUUUCUCGCCAGGUCAGGGUCAAAGCAGGGCAACCGAUAGGUCGACCCGCGGGUUGACAACCUUGUGCUACACCCAAAAUGAAAAGUGAUUCUAUAUGAUAUUUUGUUACUUUUCUUUGUUCCAUUUCUUGAUUCUGUGCAAGUUGCAGGAAUUGUGGAGCAGAAUUCUUUAAAGGGUAAAUACAAUUUAAUAUCCAAACCUUUCAUUUUAAACAAUAUAAUAGCCAAACCUUUUCGAAAACAAUCUAAUAUCCCAAAUCGUCAACUUUUCGUCCGUUUGACCGUUGGUUGACACUUCAAAAAAGCUUUAUUUAGGGGAAAUUGUCACAAUACAACUUUGUUUUCUUGUUUUGGCAUUGCAGAUGACUGAAUAUUUAGAUAUUCUAUACCAUCAUGGGGAGUCAUGGACUUCUCGGGGUUGAAACCACGAUAUGUUGGUGGUUUUUCAGAGAAGAUAUCGAUGGAUAUUGAUGAAGCGUCGUACUUCAAACUUUUUUGAAGUGUCAACUAACGGUCAAACGAACGGAAAGUUGACGAUUUGGAUAUUAGAUUGUUUUCUAAAAGGUUUGGCUAUUAUAUUGUUUAAAAUGAAUAGUUUGGAUAUUAAAUUGUAUUUACCCUUCUUUAAAAGAUAAAAGGUGGAUACGCUUUAUUGCCCCAACUUAUUGCUACUGUUUCACUCCUUGUCGUUUAGCAAAAGGGGUUUUUUUUGUUCUCCGUAGGGAAGCUGGUUGCGGCGGUCGGGGACGCCCCGCUUGUGGCAAUUCAGAAGUCAGUCCGUCACUGCCCGGUUAAAUCAGCGGCCACGCCUUCCGUACGCUUGCUCCAGAUCACCCUUUCCGCAAAACUUGAACGGAAUAGUGUCUUUUUCCUCCUGUCACUUCACCUUGCUACUUUCCCCGAAUCAAGCUAGCUGCGCUUUCGUCGAACAACUUUCUCAACCAAUCCUUCCCAGCGCCAGUAGGACCUUCCCUUCCCUCACCUCAGUCCAGCAGACAACCAUUCCUACCAUCCGUACUCACAGGACUUGGACUGCCCCCUUUUAUCCUUCCUUCCCUUUCAUCGCUUCCCUCACCUUUUCGAUGUUUCCAGGUUGUGGAUUGUGCUCCCACACGGCACCGCUACCGAACCCUCUUCCAAACACGCCACCGCCCAUGAAUCGUACUGUACUUGCCUGCUCAACUCGAUUCGGGCCAUCGCUACCUUUGAGGGCCGAUUGCUUUGGUCGUUGCCCUCUCCCUGCUCAGUUCUGCGCCCUAUUCCAUUUUGUGUUCCUCACCACGCCAUUCUCGGUCCAGUUCUCCGAGCUCGACCUCAAUACCCUCUCAUUUUCGUCUUCUCCGAUCUCAUGGGGAGGGAGAUGAACCCCCAACCAGAUUCCAGGGGUCCAGGAAAGGUUUGCGUGAAGAGAUGAAGCCCUUGGUCUUUUCCAUGGACGAAACGUUCUUCUUCGCCGGACACUUUAGCAAAUUUGAUGGCCUGUAGAACGACGGUCGUCUAUGACUCCCUCUGGUGAGUUUGUUUUUGCACAUGUCUUUCAUGUAUUCGUUUUUUUUUCUAACAAAAGGUUCUGUUGAUCUAUUGUUAGGGGAAAUAUCGGUGGCGAGUCAAAAGACAUGUCACAGAUCAAUUAUAUUUAAUUCUCUUCACGACUCUCUCAAUUCUACACCAAGAGGUCACUUAAUUUCCUAAUUGUACUUCGCUUGAUUGAUUUAUUGCUGGUGAAGCGUUUGGUUAAAUGAGAGUUGUAUAUUUGGUUCAGCAGUUGGCUUAAUGACAGAGGAUGAUGUGGGGAGAAAAGCUGUUAUGCUUUCACUUUGGUUGCUUGCUCAAUCCAAUAGGUGUGGAGUUUUAUGAUAGCGAUGUAGCUUUGUUCUUAUCAUCUCUAAUGCUGAGUAUAAUGCAAAUCUUACUUUUCAUUUUCCGCAUCCUUUCUUUUAAUUAGCAGUUUUCACGAUUUCUUUUGGUCUUUGACAAGGGAGGCUCAUAAGCAAGGACAAGAGAAGAAUUGUCUGAUUUGAUCUCCGGUGCAGGCUGACAACAGAGAGUACGAGAAGUCAUUUGGGACUAUUUCGGGUUUGAUUUGUCUCGAGGUUGUGACGGAUAUAAGGGACCGAUCAGAGGCUCAGCUUCGGAUGGAGUAGUAAUAGGAGGUCCGUUUUCUCUUUGUCUCUAUAUCUUUUCCGUGUUAUUGUGACAAAAAAAAACUUAUCAGUUAAAUUUCUCAAUAUCUCUCAUUCUUAUUGUUCUUGCCCCUGAAUCUCAUCUGAAAUCUUGGGAACAACAACAUCGGCAGCAAAAGCCACCACAGCGGACAAGAUCUUACUUGCUGCCGUUUACAAGUCGGUCUCUCUGUAUCUCUUAAUUUUAUUUCUGCUGCUUUGUAUUUGUUGGUUGCCAUAACUGUUCCAAUCCCCCUUCUCCCGUUCUCAUUUUGUGUUUCGUGGGAAUAGAUGAAUCAAGUCCAAGAUUAAUCUCUUAAUUUUCAUUGACAAUUUCCAGGUUAGAUGGUGUUUGGGUAUUUCAUUAUUCUUUUUUUUUUUCCUUUGCCUUCGGUUAGAUGUAACUUCAGUAAUAAUGUUGUUUGGUCUUUUUUCAUCUGUAUAACCGUCUGGUCUGUGAUAAUCAACUUAUAUUGGCCUUUCUUCUAUACAAAUCAGUUAAACAUUAAUGAAAGGACUCGAGCAGUUGGAGACAUUUGACUUUUGGUUUAGCAACAAUGUUACUGAUUGUUCACUCUUCAACCAGUGGCUUCACAACUUGCAAUAUGAGACUGAUUUUAUCCAUUGAUGUUCAACACUUCGAAAGAUACAUGUAGCUUUUGUUUGGAUAUGAAAUUUGAGUCCUUUAUUCUCUUGAUGAGUGUUCCAUUGAUGGAUCAAGAAUCUCAAGAAGUUUACAAUAUCGAAAUUCAUCAUUCAUAAGUGAAUCCGAAGCUAGCAGUAUCUCAUUUGGGUUUUUUGUCAUUGAGCUGUUUCUCAUCCUAGAUAAGCCAUAUUGGCUUCCAUAAUGUUUUGUUGGUAACAUUUUGCUUUUAUAGUUCUAUAUGUUAACAUUUGCAAGUCAUGUAUCUUUUGACAACCAGAUGUGUAUGUCCUAGGCUAAUUUAUUAUAAGUAUAUGGCUUUCUAUGUAUCAACCAAUGCACCAAUCUUUCUUUAAGUCUGUUUUGUUUUUCGUAUAUCUUGGGUUUAUAGAAAUUGGACUGCUUGGUGGUUCAACGGAGUCCAUUAUAUUGCCUUAAUACUUGACCUGUUUGUUUUCCUUUUUAAAGUGAUCUUAGAAUGCCACAAAUGUUGGGAGAGAAGAGCGUGUUGAUCUUUCACUUUGGUGGUGGUACUUUUUAUGUUUCCCUGCUAGCAAUUGAAGAGGGUAUCUUUGAAGUGAAGGCAACUGACAGAGACACUCACCUUGGUGGUGAGGAUUUUGACAACAGAUUGGUAAAUCAUUUCGUCCAGGAGUUCUAGAGGAAGAACAAGGAGAGUAUUUCUUUUAAUUUCUUUGUUUUCCCCCCAAGAUAGACAUAUCCAAUUCAGAUUUUACUUCCUUGAAUUCUACUUAGCUUCUUACUCAUUUCUUUCUGUUUGAUUCUUUAGGUGAAGACUUUUGCCUUGGAACUCAAUUGAAAACCUUAAGGAUCUAGAUCAGAGCAGUAGGUAUGGCUACAUGUGGGUAGUGGAACAAUUUUAAGCUUGGCUUUAUCUUUGGCCAAAUUAUUAUCAAGUAGCCUAAACUAGCUACUACUGCUAAUCCUUGCUUUAUCUCAGGCUUAUCAAUGUGGAGAAGUUACUGAUAGUCACUUCCUACAAAGCUAAUGCAACAAAAAUAAUUAAACCUAAUUGAUCAUGCACUGCUGUAUUUGGUUGCUCUAAAUCAUGAACUUUUCAUGCUUAUAGGAUACGUAUCGGUGCUUUAUACAAUGCAUUUAUAGUUUUACUUAAAAUGCUUCUUUCACUUGCAAGGACAAACACUUUCGAAGUUCAAUUGAAUUUCAACAGUUUUGAAUUAUAUCAUUUGGUGGCCAAAGACUGUAUGGAGUGUUUAAUACAGCGACAAAUAUACCAGAAGCUGCAGGGGUUUUAGUAUGGAGCCUUCAGAAGGAAAAUAACAUAUUUAUAAGAUUGCAAAAGCAGAUGUUUGGGAGAUAUUUCCAAGAUAAAGAGACUUUAGUGUUGGACUGAAGAUCAUAUGAUGCCUUUAUCCUCUCUUGAUAAGGUGCUGCUACCAUUCUGCAUUUCGUGGUGGAAAUGGAGUGACAUGUGCAGUAAUAUACGGAGAUCUGUUAAGUGGGUCUUCUUAGUGUGAAGAAGGUAUGAAUUUGAAUGAACUACACUUACAGAGCAUGGGUAGGAGGUGGAGCUUGCAUUUCUUUUGAUGUAUUUCCUUCAUUGUUUUGCUACUACCUUUUAUUAGCCUGAUUAUAGUUAGUAUUUAGAAACUCUUCAGUGUUUCUGGUUUCCUAAUAAUCUUCUAUAUCACCAUUAAUACAAAGGACGAACACUUUCAAUAUUAUUCACUUCAGUAGAACUAUGUUGUAUAGGUUUGCUAUUGAAUGUUUAGUAGUACCAGGUGGUGUGCAGCCUAAAGUAACUUUGCCUAAAGCACACCAUCAAGUUUAAUUCAUCAUUUGAACUAAAUUUCAUGUCCAUGAAACUCCUCUGCGGUGCUUAUGAAUUUAUAUUCCUCGGCUUAUCAUCCAAUGUUCUUUAUGUCUUCUUGCUGUAUUGUUUAUUACUAAGAAGAUGAGUAGUUUACAAAGGGAUUCACCAGUUAUUAAUCAUUAUUUUGUUAAGAAUAUGAUAGUGCUUUGUUGUCCUAGUUUAUUAAUCAAUGGGUUCUUAACACGUGCAUCGAAUUAUAAUUUUAUGGUUAGACCAAUCUUUUUUCCUGAGCAUUUGCCUACUGCCACAAAACUUGAAUCACAGCUAAGGAGAUCAGAUCAGAAGAUGAAAGAACAACCAUAAUAACAUUAAGAUUAAAAC